AUGGCCGUCGUCGUCCUCGCCGCCGUCAUCGUCCCCGCCGCCGCUGCCGCUGCCGCCGCCGUCCUCCUCAUCACCAGCAUCAUCGUUGUCCUCGUCGCCCUUUUGAUGCUCCUCGUCAUCGCCGUCGUCAUCGACGUCCAUCUUGUCGUCAUCGUCGCUGGACGCCGACUAUCGAAGGGGCCAAAAGUCACGUGCUCGUCAGCGGGGGCACGGGGGACCGUGAUGAUUUCGCCUCGAUAACCUUGCCUCGUCAACCUCCAUGACUUGCAUGCGGUUCUGCCAGUCUCUUCGUGCCGCCUCGAUCGCCUCCUCCACCGUCAUGCAUUUACCGACGCGGGGCUUUGAGGUUGAUCGCCCCACAUUGGGGUGGGGCAAGGUCGACUGA
Molecule: messenger RNA, 385 nt
Organism: Microbotryum saponariae
Lineage: Eukaryota; Fungi; Basidiomycota; Microbotryomycetes; Microbotryales; Microbotryaceae
Source: the annotation of a GenBank genome assembly